This is a messenger RNA of Phycodurus eques (leafy seadragon), 1474 nucleotides long. It is a transcript of the gene cnbpb, whose product is annotated as CCHC-type zinc finger, nucleic acid binding protein b. The record is from RefSeq and is a predicted model, not a curated record. Gene Ontology annotation, cellular component: cytoplasm. Gene Ontology annotation, biological process: positive regulation of cytoplasmic translation. Bases 16 to 684 code for a protein of 222 amino acids. Gene Ontology annotation, molecular function: single-stranded RNA binding; zinc ion binding; mRNA binding. The transcript is spliced from 5 exons. Lineage: Eukaryota; Metazoa; Chordata; Actinopteri; Syngnathiformes; Syngnathidae.
UCCCACUGGCCGUGAAUGCGUCAGUUGACAUGGGCGCGGCGCUUGCGUGCCGUGUGCAGAAGAGCAGGAGCGCGACACGACACGAGACAACGCGAGACUUUUCACGCCAUUCGGACGCUUUGGGACACUUUGUCUGCGAGGUCUUGUCGGGACGAGGCGGCGGCGGCGGCGGCGGAAGACGAAGACGACGACGACAUGAGCGGCGUGGAGUGCUUCGGCUGCGGUCGAGCGGGACACUGGAUCAAGAACUGUCCCGACGCGACCGGGGGACAGCGCGGCAGCGGGCGCCCCGGCCCCAGAGAUGUGUUUUGCUAUCGCUGCGGCGAGCGAGGACAUUUGGCCCGAGACUGUGAAAGGGCAGAAGACGCGUGCUACAACUGCGGGCGCGUGGGCCACAUCUCGCGGGAGUGCCAGGACCCCAAGAAGGAGCGCGAGCCGCUGUGCUACAACUGCGGCGAGGCGGGUCACGUGGCCCGAGAGUGCCGGCACGGCCGCGAGCAGAAGUGCUACACGUGCGGCGGCUUCGGCCACGUUCAGAAGGGAUGCUGCAAGGUCAAGUGCUACAGGUGCGGCGAGAUCGGCCACAUGGCCUCGCUCUGCGAGCGAGCGUCCGAAGUCGCCUGCUACAACUGCGGCAAGACGGGCCACCUGGCCAAGGAGUGCCCCGUGGACCAGGAGGCUUAGCGCCCGCCGUCUCGGGAGCUCCUUUCGCCCGCCGCCGCUCGGCCGGCUGGAGGAAACGGGGACUCGAGAAGAACAAACUGUUGGGAGGCUUUUUUUUUUUAAUUAUCUUUUAUUAUUAACAAUUUAAUUAUUUCAACAUUUUAAAGGUUGAUGAACCUCCCCGGACUAAUCUUCUGCACACUCCUAUUUACCUCUACCAUACUCUGAUAAAGACGUUCUAUAAUCUUAAACACCUUUUGAACUCAAACAUGCAGUCAUGUACGCAGUUAUUUUUUAAAUUGGUUUACAGUUUGGUUUUAGGCUCGGAAUCUGACAGCACAGACUCAAAAUCCUGCAAUAUGGCAAAUUCUUUUCUGUUUCCAAGGUGCUAUCCCGGCUAUUUUCGGGCAGGAGGCGGGGUUACGACCUGAACCGGUUGCCAGCCAAUCGCAGGGCACAUACAAACAAACAACCAUUGGCACUCACAGUCACACCUACGGGCAAUUUAGAGUCCCCAAUUCAUGCGUGUUUUUGGGAUGUGGGAGGAAACCGGCGUGCCCGGAGAAAAGCCACGCAGGCACGGGGAGAACAUGCAAACUCCACACGGGCGGGGCCGGGGAUCGAACCCCGGUCCUCAGAACUGCGAGGCAGACGCUCUAACCAGUCGUCCACCGUGCCGCCGAAUAAAAUAUUCUGUUUUUUAAAUUCAGUGAAAACGAUCGAGUUGAACAAAUGUUAUUUUUGUACAAGAUGCCACACGGCUGCAAAAUCUCAUUUGUCGGUGGCGGCAAUAAAGUGGAGGAGGAACGUC